Molecule: messenger RNA, 742 nt
Organism: Arachis duranensis
Lineage: Eukaryota; Viridiplantae; Streptophyta; Magnoliopsida; Fabales; Fabaceae
Product: organelle RRM domain-containing protein 2, mitochondrial
Exons: 3
Coding region: 81-506 (141 amino acids)
Molecular function (GO): RNA binding
Source: RefSeq, a predicted model, not a curated record
GAAAGGUAAGAAGAGUGAAGUGUGAAGUGUAAAGUGUGAAGUGAAGGGACUAGUGAGGGUUUGAGUUUAGGGUUUUGGUGAUGAUGGCGUUCUUCAGUGGAGCUCAACGAUUUCUCCGCCAGUCUUCUUUUGUUGUGGCCUCCCACUUCACCUCUACUCGUUUCACUUCGACUCUUACUUCCCCAAAACUCUUCAUCAGCGGUCUUUCAAGACUGACAACAGAUGAAAAACUUACUGAAGCGUUUUCUCCUUUCGGGCAGCUGCUUGAAGCAAAGGUUAUAACCGAUAGAGCCUCUGGACGAUCAAAGGGAUAUGGAUUUGUAACUUAUGCGACCAUAGAAGAUGCUGAAAAGGCGAGAGCCGGAAUGAAUGCUAAAUUUAUUGAUGGAUGGGUUAUAUUUGUUGAUCCUGCCAAACCAAGAGAGCCCAGACCUCCUCAGCAGCCACAGUCUCAGCCCUCUGGAGCUGGUUUCACGGUUAACAAGACAAUUGGAUGGUGUGGUUGAUAUUAUUCAUUAUUGACUAAAAUAAACCUUAUUCUCAUGGUGUGAGAUUUCAGAAGACCAUAUAUAAUUUAACUCCCCCAAUUAUUAUACACUAUAGUUUCUGGAGGAAUUUUUGUAUCAGACCAUUAUAAUUUGUAACUACACUUUAGCCGCAAGACAUUACUAUUCGGAAGAUUAAAUGCACCACUUCCCUUGCUAAGAGGACAUGGAAACAACAUUAAGCUGUCUUUCUGGAA